Molecule: messenger RNA, 1350 nt
Organism: Toxotes jaculatrix (banded archerfish)
Lineage: Eukaryota; Metazoa; Chordata; Actinopteri; Toxotidae
Exons: 6
Coding region: 402-1157 (251 amino acids)
Source: RefSeq, a predicted model, not a curated record
GUGCUGCCACUAAAAUAGAGCACUAUGUGUGAGGGGUAUGGGAGGUUAUUGUGUGGCCCGUGCUCCACAAGAUAAGUAUAGAAAAAACCACCUCCCUCUUUAAUGAAACCUCCUUCCUGAGGCUCAGUGAUUUGAAGUUCCAUUGCAGUAAGAUGAUCAUAUGCACAAAGAUGAGCUUUACUAUAAUAACAGCUUUACUUCUCUCCAGCCUCAGUAAGUAAUGGCACUGAAUUACUCUCACACUGUGCUCCAUGGAGAACUUCUGUCUCACUGAAUUAUUUCCUGAUUAUUUCUUAACUUUUGCUCCUUGAGCAUAAAAGUUUGCAUCAACACGUAUUUUCUUGGAGGCGUUUCUGUGAUGAGUUAGAGGAACAGAAAGAAGAAGAGCACACCUCCUCUUUAUGUUGAAGACGUACCCUUCCUGGACUCACUUCAGUUACGGACAUUGCAGAGCUUCAGUCGUGCACACGAUGAUCAACUUUACCUUGAUAACAGCUUUCAUUCUCUGCAGCCUCAACUGGAUCUGUGUCUCAGUGUCUGAGACUCAGACUGUGGAGGUCCAGCCUGGUCAAGAUACCAAACUGCAGAUCUCCAACAUUUCCAAAUAUGAAACUGUGACAUUCUGGUUCAGACUGAUCAACAGAACCAGAGUCAGCUGCAUUUCUGUUAUGCAUAACUCUAAAGACAAAGCUGAAUUCUGUGAGGGAUAUGACAAUGGAAAUUUUGAAAUGAGAUAUGGUGAAUCGUUUGUCUUUCUCCGAAUCAAACAAGUGGAUUUCUCUGACUCUGGACUUUAUUUCUGUGGAUUUUACAACAAUGGACGUCCAAAUUUCACAGUGAUCGAUUUAAAGGUUAAAGGCAGCAAUGAGUCACAUGAUGACAUGGACAGAAAAUGUAAAGAAGAGUGUGAUGGAACGACAAAGCUGAAGAGUGUGAUCCUGGCUGGUCUGAGUGUUUUCCUUGUUUUCCUUGUAAUGGUCAUCAUUGGUCUGGUUGUUCAAAACAGGAAACUUCAGACAGCUGAUAAAGAAGAACAGAAGCCAGAGCAAAGUGAGAAUCAUGGCUCUGAUGAGCUGAACUACGCAGCAGUGACUUUUCAAGCAAAAGCAAAAAGAAGAGAGCUGGAGCCAAAUGUUGUUUAUGCUGCCACCAGAUAGACUCAGGAGGAAACUGGAACUGAUGCUGUAUCACAUUCAUAUGCUCUGGAUCUUUGUCUGGCUUGUUGCUCAGAGGAAGAAACACUCUGGUCAAAAAAUGACAUUUUGCAAUAAAGAUGUGAUGUUGAUCCUUUUUCAAGUGUCUUUCUGCUGCAGAGCUUCAAUUGUCAGCAUUUGCUUUCUCUCAAUCAAA